Molecule: messenger RNA, 3104 nt
Organism: Striga asiatica
Lineage: Eukaryota; Viridiplantae; Streptophyta; Magnoliopsida; Lamiales; Orobanchaceae
Source: the annotation of a GenBank genome assembly
AAAAAAUGAGUUGGCUUGGCGGUGGUAUUUCCGUAAUAUAGUUCCAACUCGAAGCCUCAUAAUUAAACUCCCCACGUUUUAUAACCCGACAACCGUCCAACUUCCUUAUAUUAUCCUCUGACACCCUCACUGGACUCUGUCACAGCCCCUUUCUCGUUUCACUCUUUUCCCUUUUCGGUUUUCACACAACACACACAUACUGUUACCUCCUGCAACAAUGGCGUUAUUCGGGCCUGUCAUAUGGCUCUGUGCACUCGCCUUCCUUCUUCACGCACGCGCCUUCCCGAUCCCCUCCGCGAAAACCUACAUCGUUCACAUGAACCACUACCAGAAGCCCGCCGCCUACGCUACCCACGGCGACUGGUACGCCGAGCACCUCCAGGCCCUCUCCGCCGCCGCCCCCGGCUCCCUCCUCUACACCUACGAGGCCGCCUACCACGGCUUCGCCGCCGCCCUCACGCCGGAGGAGGCCGAGUCCCUGCGCCGGUCGGACGCCGUUCUCGGGGUGUACGAGGACGCGGUGUACACCCUCCACACAACACGCACGCCGGAGUUUCUCGGGCUGGAGACCGGGCUCGGCCCGUGGGCCGGGCACAGCCUUCAGGAGUUGAAUCAGGCUUCUCAGGACGUGAUAAUUGGUGUCCUGGAUACUGGGGUUUGGCCGGAAUCGAGGUCGUUCCACGACGGCGACAUGCCCGAUGUGCCAGCUCGGUGGCGCGGCGAGUGCGUCGCUGCCCACGACUUCGAUCCGAAGAUCCACUGCAACAAGAAGCUAAUCGGCGCUAGAUUCUUCGACAAGGGGUACAGUAUGGCCUCGGGGAGGAAGGAGUCGAGGUCCCCCCGCGACGGCGACGGCCACGGCACGCACACGGCGAGCACCGCCGCCGGCGCCGUGGUUCGCAACGCCAGCCUGCUGGGCUACGCGAGCGGGAACGCGCGUGGGAUGGCGCCUCACGCCAGGGUAGCGACCUACCGGGUCUGCUGGCAGUCGGGUUGCCUCGGAUCCGACAUCCUCGCCGCCAUGGAGCGCGCGAUUCUGGACGGCGUCGAUGUUCUCUCCAUGUCCCUCGGCGGCGGAUCCGCGCCGUACUACCGCGAUACCAUCGCCGUCGGAGCUUUUGCGGCCAUGGAGAGAGGGAUCUUAGUUUCCUGCUCGGCUGGAAACAGCGGACCCGCUAAGGAAUCGCUCGCGAACGUCGCGCCGUGGAUAAUGACGGUCGGUGCCGGCACAAUAGAUCGGGAUUUCCCUGCCUUUGUAACCCUAGGCAACGGGAAAAAAUUCACCGGGAUGUCGCUGUACAGUGGGAAAGGCAUGGGGAGGAGGCUGGUGGAGUUGGUCUACAACAAAGGCGGCAACAGAUCCAGCAACCUGUGCCUCGCCGGAUCCCUAGAUCCGGCCGACGUCCGCGGCAAGGUGGUGGUCUGCGACAGGGGGAUCAGCCCUAGGGUGGAGAAGGGCGCGGUGGUGAGGGACGCCGGCGGCGUGGGGAUGAUUCUGGCGAACACGGCGGAGAGCGGGGAGGAGCUUGUGGCGGACAGCCACCUUCUGCCGGCGGUGGCGGUGGGGCGGAGGACGGGGGAUCUGAUAAGGGAGUACGUCCGGACGGCGGCGGGAAAACCGACGGCGGUGCUGAGCUUCGGCGGGACGGUGGUGAACGUGAAGCCUUCGCCGGUGGUGGCGGCGUUCAGCUCGAGGGGGCCGAACGUGGUGACGCCGGAGAUACUGAAGCCGGACGUGAUUGGGCCCGGCGUGAACAUCCUGGCCGCGUGGUCGCAGGCGGUGGGGCCCACGGGGCUGGAUAAGGACGGCCGGAGGAGCCAGUUCAACAUCAUGUCUGGCACAUCCAUGUCUUGCCCGCACAUAAGCGGGCUCGCGGCCCUGCUUAAGGCGGCCCACCCGAGCUGGAGCCCGAGCGCGAUCAAAUCGGCCCUCAUGACCACCGCAUACACCCUCGACUCCACCAACUCCCCUCUCCGCGACGCGGCCGAUUAUUCCCCCUCGACCCCACACGCCCACGGCUCGGGCCACGUGAACCCGGGCCGGGCCCUCUCUCCGGGCCUCGUCUACGACUCCACCCCAGACGACUACAUAUCCUUCCUCUGCUCCCUCGGCUACAGGCCCGAGAUGGUCCAGCUCGUGGCCCGUCGCCCCAACGUCACCUGCGCCCGGCCCAAGUUCCGAAGCCCGGCCCAACUCAACUACCCCUCGUUUUCCGUGCUUUUCGGGAAGUCAAGGGUCGUGCGUUUGACCAGGGAGUUGACCAAUGUGGGGCCCGCAGGGUCGGUUUACGCGGUCUCGUUCGAGGCUCCGGUUGGCGUGGGCUUGAGCGUGAGGCCCGCGAGGCUCGUUUUCGAGAAAGUCGGGGAUAAGCAGAGGUAUACGGUUACGUUUGUUUCGAGAAAUGUUUCGGGGAAAGGGGUCUUCGUUAAGGAUGCGUUUGGUUCAAUUUCUUGGGAGAGUAAGGAGCAUACGGUGAGGAGCCCGGUUUCGUACUCGUGGACCGGGUUUUGAGGUCUUGUUUUCUGCUGCUGCUGAUGCUACAGUUAUUUAACAGCUAGGGAGAAACUAAACCUAAAAUGGCUAAGGCUAAUCAGAUUCACAUCUUGAGGAGUGUUGGAGUUUUUAAUUGGUGUGAUUGAUUAGUAUAGUUUUUAAAUGGUUGGGACUGGUCAUAUGAUGCUGUGUUUCAAAUUUUAUAUGGCCUGCUUGCUUUGUUUUUCUAUAAAAUGGGGAUUUAAACUGAAUUUGGGGCAUAAAUGCUUAAUUGUUUACUUGUUUGAUUUUGGUUUUUGAUCUUCAAAUGGGUUGGGGUUAUGACUUGUGAGUGUUGAAGGUGGGUAGCCAGGUUUAGGUUGACUCCCCAAUUAUCUAAAAAAGGAUUUUGGAAAAAAAAAAUGUUGGGUUAUUGGAAAAUUGGAUGAUGCAGAGUUGAUGAAUUGAGAGAUUUUCAAUUUUUCUCUUUUUGCCCCCCCAUUUUAUGGGAAGAAAUUGUGUGGAGAAUUGUGAUUUAAUUACUACAAAGUUCAUGUUGACAAUUGUGUAAGGGGAUAUUCUAUAUCAUCUUCAACAUAAUCUUAUUAUCACUAAUCCACUCUCCUCAAAA